GGUCCCCGGGUGCCAUCUGCUGGCGGUCGGUGCAAGCAGGAGCCACUGGUGCCCCGCAAAGUGCAUAGCGCCGAAACGAAAGGAAGGAAGGCAGGAAGGCAGGCUGGCUGGCAGGCAGGCAGGCAGGAAGGCAGGCAGGAAGGAAGGCAAGAAGGAAGGAAGGCAGGUUUGAGCCCGGGACGAGGACCUGAUGUGCUGCCUCCUCGACGACGAACCCGGGAGCGCACGGGGUUGCUCAUCGCGCGCGCGAUCCGCUCGUGUUGCCAACGAAGAAGCACGAAGAAGCCUUCCUCUGCGACGAGCUGCGAACCUCCACUUCCAUCAUCAGCGAGCAGCUCUGUGAAACCACGAGACGCCCGAAUCAACCCCGAGCCCGUCGCGCUUCCCUGGUGGUACCUUCGCGAAACAUCCCAGAGUGCACCAGCUCGCUUCGCCCGGCGUCCGUCUCGGCCGGUGAUCACACGAAACACCCCCGAACGUCAUACGUCAAACACGAGGAGGAACUCUAAGCUGCCAGGAAGCCGUUCCUGUUGAUCGUCAACGAGAGUAACGUAUCCGUCGACAUCUCGAGCAAAUCCCCAAAUACGGAAUACAAAUCGUCGAUGAUAUCGCGAAGACAACGAGUGCUUCGUGACGCGGGUGUCCUCGGUGGUGCGACGGUCGAUCGAGGAUGUCAGUGAUCGGCGAGAUCUACGUGACGGUCAUCGACGAAGACGAAGCAUCACGGCACGUAUGAGCCGUGCUCGAGGGACGACCGGUGGUAGCGUUCCAUCGCGAGUGCCGAGGUACCUUAUCGCGUGCGAGGCUGGUGGUUGGCGGCAAGAUAUCGACCGCAGCCGCCGAAUUAAUCGCCGAAGGUCGUCACGAGCACCACCUCGCUCUGUUGCCCUUCGCGCGACCUGAUCGGCGAUCUGACCGUUCCCCAGCCGAUGAUCUCCGUCAAGGACAAGCCGAUGACCGGCGAUCAUGAUCGGACAAGAAGGCCUGAGCGAUACCUGCCGAUCUACCAAUCGCGCGGAAUCACGAGAUCAAUCGUUGAAGCGGAACUUCCUUGUUCCCUCGGAUCGGAUCCGAGCUGUGCCGACCUGCCCGUGAUGGUAUAGAUCAAAACGAUUCUUCAGCAGCGCGAUUUUUGUGGGAGCUCGCGGAAGUGUGGAGAACUUCAGACCGACGUGCAUAGAUCAGUAUAUCGAUUCGUCAUCACGAUCAUUGCGACUAACCCGGCGAUGAAUGUUGUUCAAUGAACCUGUGUAUGAGAGUGGAGGGAAAAACCGUCCGUGCGCGUUCGUCUUCUUCGAGCUCGCACGCGUGACGCGCUUUGUCAACGCAAACGUUAACGUCUCGUGAUCGUCACAACCGUUGUGUAAAAUCGAUUCCCGUACGGCAAAAAAAGAUUUGUAUUUAUGAACUCGUUCGUUCUAGAUAAGCUCUUGUCCGAGCUGCUCGUCUUCUCGUCGACAGUACCUGGUACUUUGUCGUUCAAUCGGUCAGCAAGAUCGAACUCGCGCCGGGUCUAAGAACUUCGAGCACGAUACGUUCCAUUCGCUGUUUCGAGGCUGCGCGUGAGGAAGCGCGUGGUUGAAUCGAAGCGACCCUCUCCGAACGAGACCCACUGACCUAUCGACUCAGCGAGCCGCCACUCGAGGCCGCCUUGACCACCCCUGCUUCGCACUUUCCUCCCUGAUGUUUGUUGUCGUUGCUCCUUCAUCCCCGGUCCAACUUGCAGCUCGAUUCCUCCCGUGUGUUUGAUGAAUCGAAAAAUCACUCGCUCUGUUUCUUCGCGUAAUGUCAUGAGCACGUAAAUGGCGCUUCCUCCCUUAAAUACCACCAAAUUGAGUUACAGAUAUCGAUCGCUUUCAGUAAUGUACUGCGACAUUGAACCAGCUCCCGCGAAUGUGUGAUGAUUCUCCGUCGUUACCUCCGCGUUUUUUUAUUUUGACACUGGCGAAUCGAGCCGAUUGUAUCCCGCGAAGAUGAAUCGGAGCGAACGUACGGUCGCGUUCACCGGAAAAUCGACCGAAGGCGGAUACGUCGGGAUCGAGAUCGAGAUCGACAUCGGCGCGUUAUCUCGACGUGCCGUAAAAGCGCGGCGUACCGGUGUGAGCCGUUAAUAACGGUCUACACGUAUGGUCUGGCGAAAAAGAUCGUCGGAUAUCUGAUCAAACACAAGCGACAACGAGAGAGAGAGAGAGAGAGAGAGAGAUUAAGGGAAGCGAGAACGGCGCGAAACAUUGCGCGCUUCAAGAACAAAGACGCUUUAAAGAGUUCUCCUCUUUAAACGAUGAACCCGGCAGUCAUGAGGGGAUGCCAAUAAGUCCAUAUUAGACCUGUAAGAUCUGCAAUAAACAUGUGAAGAAUAUUUGCACAUGGGCGAGAAUAUGAUGGGAUAAAGAAGCAAACUUAAGCAAUCUCAAACUUGACUGAAAGACUCAUCUAUUCAUCAGCGUGUCACCGGCCUCGACACGCAACGCAACAACAACGACACUGUCUUCAAGUCAUCAUAUGUAGAAAUGCCGUAAUCUGCAUUAAGAUACUUUUGCUGGCAAACGAACACGCGCAAAAGAUGGCUGAAAGAGCGGCAAGUCCGGCCACCGUGCACGUCGCUGCGAACAGCCCUCAGCAACAGCAGCAGCCGCAACAACAGCAGCAACCGCAACAGCAACAAUCACAGCAAGCACAACCGCAGCAGCAGCAGCAGUCUCAGCAACAGCAAACGCAACAGCCACCGGAUAUAAGUAGCUCACAGCUGACGUCUCCACCAAUCACGGGAACAGCCCAGAUCGAGAUAAUCCCGUGCAAGGUGUGCGGGGACAAGAGCAGUGGCGUGCAUUACGGCGUGAUCACCUGCGAGGGCUGCAAGGGCUUCUUCAGGCGGUCGCAGUCGUCGGUCGUCAACUAUCAAUGUCCGCGAAACAAGAAUUGCGUGGUCGACCGUGUAAACAGAAACCGGUGCCAGUACUGUCGGUUGCAAAAGUGCCUACGCCUCGGCAUGUCAAGAGAUGCCGUUAAAUUUGGGCGCAUGUCGAAGAAGCAACGGGAGAAGGUCGAGGAUGAGGUCAGAUUCCACAGGGCGCAAAUGAGGGCGGCCUCGGAGACGGCGCCGGAUAGCAGCGUGUUCGAGCAUCAGACGCCGAGCAGUUCGGAUCAACACCACCCCUACAAUGGCGGGUACACGUACGGCGGUAGCGAAUACACGUCGUCGGGACCCGGCACCGGCGGUUACACGAAUUACAAUCACCAGGCGAUGACGAAUUACGAGCUUAGUGCCGACUACGUCGACAGCACGACGACCUACGAUCCGAGACCGACGCAGACGCAGGUCGCGGACACCGUCGCGCCCGACACACCCUCGGCCGUCACCGCGACCGGGGUGCUUCCCAGCGUGGUCACCACCGGGAAGUCUCUGUCCGCUUCGACGACCGGAAGCGGCGCGGGGGGUGGCAGUACCGGCGGCAGCGGCGGCGGUGGAGGCGGUGGAGGCGGUGGCGGCGGCGGCGGCGGCGGUAGUGGUGGUGGUGGUGGUAACGGUGGUAGCGGUGCUGGAAGCGGUAGUGGUAAUGGUAGCAGCGGUGGCGGCGGUGGUAGUGGCGGUGGUUCUGCCGCAGCCGCUGGCGGGGCUGCUGGGGGUGGAAGCGGUAGUGGUGGCGGUGGUAGCGGCUCGCUGAGCGGCGGCGGAAUUGUCGCCGUGAAGCAGGAAACCACCGUCGAGCUCGCCGGCUUGGGACACGGUUCGUACACGAUGGUUGACUCGACGACCUUCCUGAGCGGCCAACAGCAGAGGGUCAGCAACCCAUCCGAAGACGACGAAGUGCCGAGUCUGCCGAAUCCGGCACAGAUCAGCGAGCUUCUUUCGAAAACGAUAGCGGACGCGCAUGCAAGGACGUGCCUGGUGUCGACGGAACAAAUCCAGGAGUCCUUCCGGAAGCCCACCGACAUCACCAGAAUGAUCUACUACAAGAACAUGGCGCACGAGCAGCUCUGGCUGGAAUGCGCUCAAAAGCUAACCACUGUCAUCCAGCAGAUCAUUGAGUUCGCCAAGAUGGUCCCAGGAUUCAUGAAGCUCUCGCAGGAUGACCAGAUUGUUUUAUUAAAGGCCGGUUCCUUCGAAUUGGCUGUGCUACGAAUGAGCAGGUACCUCGAUAUCCAGCAAAACUGUGUCCUAUACGGCGACACCCUGCUACCGCAGGAGGCGUUUUAUACGACGGAUACGGCGGAAAUGAAGCUUGUUUCCUGCGUAUUCGAGUUAGCCAGAAGCAUCGCCGAAAUGAAGCUCACCGAAACCGAGUUGGCGCUCUAUAGCGCGGCUGUUCUACUUACCCCUGAUCGACCCGGAUUGAAGUGCCUGAUGGAUAUCACUAGGCUGUCGCAGGCGGUGGUCAGGGCGUUGAGGUCGGAAAUCGAUCGGAACCACGUAACGCCAAUCAAGGGCGACGUGACCGUGUGUGACGCGAUCCUCGCGAAGAUACCGCAGCUACGGGAGAUCUCGCUGCUGCACAUGGACGCGCUGGCGAAGUUCAAACGGUCGCAGCCGCAUCUCGAGUUCCCGGCCCUCCACAAGGAGCUCUUCAGCGUCGAUAGCUGAACGAGCGACGCAGCGCGGAGCGUCGUCCCGGCGCUGCCGAGCGGACAGGAGCGCGAGUAGCGUCGCGGACCUUGGCUCGGUCAAGGUGAGUCCGACCGUCCCGGAAGAGAGAUAACCGACGAUCUCGCGGCCUGGGGGACCGGAAGUGGCGACGCUUCCUAGGAAGAAUCCGUGAGUCGGCUCGGAUGAGAACGAUCUCGAUGAUGAAGUGACGAGGUGACGCAUCACGAGUCGCGUCGGCGAAUCGAUCUUACGAUGAUCGUGCUGACACGGCCCGUCCUGUCGUGAAAGGAUCAGAAUCGUUGCCUGUGUCAACGGGAACGAUACGUACAACAGAGGCAACGCGCGCGAACACGACAGUCGUUCAUAUUACGUUAGCUUGUUCGAUCGCGGGUCUUUGGAUCGAAGAUUCGUGUUUUUAAGUGACGAGUACUUCUUAGACGGUUCAAGAGAGAGAGAGAGAGAGAGAGAGAGAGAAAGAGAGUGAUAGAAAGAGAGAGAGAGAGAAAUAAAUGGGUGCUCAGAGAGGCGAGGAACGAUGUCGGCUAAUGCUUAUCUGGAUUAUGAGAUUUAGGAUUCGGGCUCGUGGUCAGAUUCUGCAUUUGGCGCUAAAUGUGGUCCCACAAUAGCCGCGUCAUGAUUACGGUAAACGCGAUUCUCACGUUGGAUAAAGGUGAACGACCAUGUUUAGCACUAAGUAUGUAAAAUGAAUGCAAGCUAGAAUUUCUAAGAUCGCUGCAUUCGGGACGGUUUAAAACUGUUUGAUGUUGUUCUGUUCACACCAUGUAAAAUAACGCACGGAAAAGUGAUAACUUUGACAGUAAUAAAUUUAGUGCGCAAAAUAGAGGUAGAUUUCAGUAAUAUCGAGAUUGUCAGAAGUAUAAAACCAAUAUUGACAAUUAUUAAUUAUCGUUGAAACAUUCAGAAUAUGUGAGUGAAGUUAAAAGCGGCGUGUUCUAAGAGAGAUCCAGAUAAGGAUUAAAAACGUAGUUUUUUAUAUAGGUUGGUAAUUUAUACACAAGAAUACUUCAACCCACUUUCAACGUUCAGCGAUCUCGUAUUAAACUUGUUGUGUCUAGAAAAAUAUCGCUAUUUUGAAAUUUUCUUAUUAAUAUUCGAACUUUUAGUAUUCGUACUUUUAAUAAUCGGAAAAAGAACUGUGCUACAAUGCGAAAACGCGAAAUGGGACAUUUUAAUUUCGUUUAUAAUAUAUUAUAUUUCAUGUAUAACCGUGAAUAUUUUAAAACAUGUGGGACAUAAAAUAAAAGAAACGCAUUGUCAUUUUAUAGCAUAUUAAAUGGAGGUUACUUUAAUUUACUGAGAUUUAAUAAAACCUAAUUAAUAUAUAAAAAUAGCUGGAUGCCAGACAUCGCUUUUUACGAAAUCGCUUGUCCGAGUACCAAUGUAUUUAACGUUUGGGACUGUUACAUUACUGUUUGUACAUAUAUAUCUUUUUUAUUGUUUAAAGUGCAAGAAAGAAGAAAAGAGAAUGAAUUUUCGAGAAAAUAACGAUAGAGGAGCGAACUCCCAAUUGCCCGCGUGUACGAAUUUUUUAAUAAUAUUUUAAUUCGUGUGAUGAGGAUAUGAUAUAAUAUAUAGCAAACGACAUGUCAAUUUUAACCCUUUUACCGGUAAAUUAUAUUUGUUUAUCAUUUUGAAGGGAGUUAGAGCAUGUCAUCGGACAAACGUACCUUUUUACUUACGUUUUAUAAGAAUAAAAUUAUAUAUGUAUGUAAGAUUUAAUAAAAGUUAAUAAAAAGCAUAUACAUAUAUAUAUAUAUAUAUAUAUAUAAUCUCAUAGCUUAUAUUAGUUAUUAUAAUUGAAUGGUAACUCGAGCAAUUUUUGAUCGUCGCUGGCCGCGAAAACGCGCUGGAAAUCGCGAAUGAGGUGAACUCGACAUUACCGUCGGAAGGGUUAAAACUGGCAAGAGAUAGAAAAGAAUAAUUUGUAAAUAUGCUUAUACGGUUACCAACAAUUCUGAUACGAAAGCAGAUCGAUCCCAUAUUUCUCCUUCGGAAACGUCCUCGAAUCUCUGACCCAUUAAAAGAAUGAUAAAAAGCUUUCCACCUAAUAGACGUUUAUAGCUCGUGACUAUUACAAUAUCUCAACAUCGUUCCAAUUUCUUCUUAAAUCAUCUCCCUUCUGCAAAUGUUAGAUCCGAAAUAAUAUUGCCUGGACGUCCUGAACGAGAAAUCAAUGUGAUAACUGCGAGUGAAUACGACUGGAGAUUGAAUCAUAUUUCUAGUGGAAAUUCAACUUGUUUAUAGGAAAAUCGGUUUUUAUCACUGUUUUAUUAAUCUCUCCUGGACACUAAACAGAAAUAAGUUAUCAUUGCGACGCUCUUUCUGGAACAUGAUUUCUUACUUUGAUUUUGAUUCAUCCUUCAAUUUCAUUCACUCGUAUUUAUCCUAAAUCAGAUGGCUCAAAUUUCGAACGGUUAGCCUACCGGAUAGCAUGUGCGGUUUAUAUUUGGGUCUUUAUAUAUCGUGCGUACUGUAUAACACUCUAACUUAUUUCUCCUCGUUGUUAAAUAUUAGAUUUUGCUUUAAUUUUAAUCGUUAUGUUAAAUCUUGUAUACGUCCACGUGUACUUUAAGAUGCUUCUCGCUCGUAGAAUAAUAAAAAGCAUUAUGAUUAACGUACUUGAAUCUGAAAACUGUACUAAAAAUAAUUUGCAAGAAUGCGUGAAAUUGUAAGAUGUAUGCGGGAUAAAUUUGCUUUUAAUGUGACGUGAAUGGAAAUUUCAUUCUUGCUAAUUGGACUUUAAGCUGCAGAAUGUUCCAAAGAAAUGUAUAUCGAUGGCAGGAGUUUUUAAAAUCUUUUUUAUUUAAAUGUUCAUGAGAAAGAAUUUACAUUUGCGCGAAUUGUUAAUUAUAGAAUUUAAUUAAACUAGUUUCAAAUUUACUUUGGUUUGGAUUACUCUUCGUUUUUGCAAUGUUUUAAUAAGUAACAUUAGCUUAUUUCGUACUUAAUCUGCAACAUAUAUCUUUUAUAAUAAUAAAAAUUUAAUUAACAAAAAUAUUUAUUUAAGAUUUUUCAAACAAUUCUGGCGAUACCUUUUUGGGACAUUCCGUGCUUCUCGUGCGUCUUAGCAAUGCAUAAUAAAAUUAUAUUAUACACUAAUUCGCUGUAGUAAUUAUAUUGUACGUGACGAUAUUGCGCCGUGCAAAUUAACGUGUCAUUCUUGGAGAUCGAAACUCGGCCUUUAAAAUUCAAAUCAAAUGUCCGGUAGGCUCUCAAGUAUACGUCACAAUGGACUGUCUUAGAUAAAGUAUCGAGUGACGCCUCUCUCGAGAGAAAAAAACGACUGGUUGCCUAUUUUCAAUCGGAUGAUUCUUCCUAGGAAACGUCAGCAUAAGCACGCUUAAGGUAAAUCUAGGAAAGUAGAAAAAGUAAUACGGUAGAAUCACGCGAAGAAGAACACUCGUCGAGCUGAUUUGAACGCUGGUACAUGGUUGCAGCAAUCGUUAACAAAACAUUUUGCAGAUUUAUGUAAGAAGUUUGUACUUUAAUUUCCUGACUUGACAAUUUUUUUGAAAUGCUUAGAGCGCACGAGUAUUUAAUUGUUUAAUAAUAUAAUAAAACGGACUUAUAGAAAUUUUCUUGUAUAAUUUUAUGAUUUGUAGAGAAACAAAUACUAUACUAUUUUUUUUAUUUAAAAAGAUACGUGUCUUCGCAAGCCUAAUUUUUGCACCAUUAUAGAAAUAUUUAGAACAAAUAAAUAUUCAACUCUUGAGGUCAGUUAUUUUAUUUUCUUUCGUUUAUAAAAAUAUGUAAUAAAUAGUUUGUUAAUAAGUAAUUUCUGAAAUAAUAAGUCUGUCACAAAUAAUAUUACUACUUUAAUUUAAUUUUAAUUUCUUUAUUUUCUAUUAUUACUUUCCUGCGAUAUUUCUUUGAGCAAGAUAUAAUGGAAAGUUCAAGUUGCAAGAGCGACUCAAGUUAAUUCAAUGUUUGAUGACGCAUAGAUCAUUUACUAGCGUUCAGCGUUCAAAUCGCGAUCAUCUCUGUGAAUCUUUUACGACGAUGACGACGACGACGACGACGAAGACGACAAUGAUGAUAAUGAUAACGAUAACUCUGACAAUGACAACGUUGGGAAGCAGGGAGAGGUGAAAGAAACGGAUAACUUGUCGACUGAAUAAUUCUAUACUCACGGUGCUUACGACAGGGAGCAAACCAGGUACAAGCGUUGUUUAACCGUAUAUUCGUCUCCUUUCUGUUGCAGAUUAUUUCCUUCGUAAUGAACGUAUUGGGCCUUAAAUAAACAUAACAUUGUUAUAUAUAAAGUAUACAUAAAAGAAGCAACAUAAAGUAUAUACAGAAGAAAUAUAUAUAUAAAUAUAAAUAUAAAUAUAUACAUAUAGUGUGGAUGCGUAUGUGUAUACGCGCGCGCGCGCGACACGUCUCACCGACGCAAAGGUGUAUACACAUACGCGUGUCGUUAUAAGAUUAUAAUUACAUAGACGGAGAAAUCGCGAAUGUGUGCGUGUGCGAGACGAGCGAGCGAGCGCGCGACAAGAACAAGAGUAAAUGAGUGUGAGAGCGAGAUGCGAGACAAAAGAGCGAGAGUACGUACGAGUGCGGAUCAUUGAGAAAGAGAGCGAGAGAGAAAGAGAGAUAUCGGUUGUUACGAUACAUACGAUAAAAGUAUAUAUUGUAUUAACUAAAAAAAAAAGAUAAUAGUGGAGGGAGGAGAAGUGGGGGAGAGAGGAGGACGGUGAUUAACCGGGUCCUGCCAGGACGGUCCGAGACGACGACGCGCGAAUAUAGCAUAAUAUUACUACACCGAGGACUGGCGUUCUCCCUUUACGGGAGGAGAAUCUCGAUCGGACCGCCCGUGCGAUGUAGAGACCGAAUAAUUAUCGCACCAUCGAACACACGAGAGUACGGGCGAACCCAGCGAAAUAGCGAUCGACGAAGGGUAGAGCUUAUUGCGGGCGAGGAACCGUGCUACCGCGUCGGAGAUUAGACGUAAUUAAGCGCGAUGAUGGCGGUGUGAUGGGGGAUGCCCUGAUCACACUCUCUUCUUCUACGGGGUUUACCAAUUUUCUCUAAUUUCCUCGGACCUCCGUUUGGACGUUUUUCUUUUUAAAUUCCAUCUUCGUUACAUUGUUUCGCUUUGUUUUGUCGAUCAUCAAUUGCGCGGGGAGGAAGGGGGAGUAGACUAUAUUGUGCCGUAAAGGGAACGUGAUAUAAUCAAGAUUGAGUGAUGAAGAAACGUUUCGUAGUAACUAGAGCGCGGGCUCAUUUAAUUUUAAGGGGUUUAAUAAAGACUGCUAGAAUCGUAGAGUAACGAGCGGGGAACAUUUCGAGCAAAGAGAGAAAGAUAGAGAGUCCGGAGACAAAUUAAAGAGGUAUGAGUCAUGAAAGAAUAACAAGAGUCGAUAAUAAAGUGCAAGGAAGCUUCGAGGGCUGAUGAGGGCACGCCUAUCGAUCGUCAUUAUUGUAAUCAGCUUGCACGAGCUGCGAGGCGAUCGGAACUUCUGCGUUCUCCGUUCGUAUAGCCGGUAAAGGACGCAUUUGUUCGCUAAAUAUUCGAGCGCGAGAUAUUGAAUGAGUUUCAAGGCGAAAACGUACGUACGAUUAAAGAAGCAAGUACAUGAUAGAGCACCGUCUUCUAUUUAGGGAUGCAACAGCUGCUUCGUCUAGAUGCCCUUCCAAUCACGGCGCUGCCAAUCACGCGUUAUCAUCAUUACUCACUCGAGGCGGAAAAUUUCUUUCGGCUUAGCAAGAACAUUCGGCGAAUAAACGCAUCCUUUUACUCACAAUUAGCUUAAGUGCAAAAUAUCGGCAGCGGUCACGCGUUCUGCCGCCGCCGCGACUUCGAGUAGUGAUUCGAGUAUAGUUCUGAGCUACUUUAGCAUAAAUAUAUAAAUAAAUAAAUAAAUAAUUAAAUAAAUAAAUAUAUAAAUAUAUAAAUAUAUAAAUAAAUAUAUAUAUACAUACACUAUAUAUAUGAGAAUAUAUUUUCGGCGGAACGAUCGAGAUUCGACGGUCCUCGCGAUUAGCGAAAAUGAUGAGCGUUAUAGAUUAGAAAGAAAUUUCGUCCCUGCGCACCAGCCUGGCCGGAUUUCACGGAUAACGGAACACCUAACACGAAUUCAUGUAUACAUACGUACAUACAUUUAUACGUACACACACAUACAUACAUACAUACAUACGUCCAUGCAAUACAGUACAUAAACGCGCAGAGAUAUAAACCGGCAAAGAGAAGAAACGGAGUGAACGAGAGUAAGAAAGGGAGAAUGAACGUGAGAGCGAGAGAGAAGUGUUAUAUGAGUCGAUACGCGCGGAUGCGACUUUCACGGAUGCAGGCGUAGAUAGAGCUAAAUCGAUCGCAUUAUGCGCGCGCAUUAAAAACGUUUUUGGUACUGUACGGCACUUGUAUGACGCGUCUCUUUAUACGUAAAUGAAAAACCCGUACUUCUUAUGGUUAUAAAGAAAAAAAAGAAAAAGAGAAAAAACACAUGCAAUAGCCCGUCGUCGCGCGCUGGGACACCCCCGCGAAGCGUUUACAUUACGCACCGUCACCGGCUUUCCUCGCUGUCGUCGAUCGUUGAUCGAGGGAUCAAGACGGAGAUCGAGAAGAGUUGAAUAAACGGCUCGCCGUUGCUCGUCGACACUUUCGCGACCGUUCUCAAAUGCAAAAUCAGGUCAUUGCGUGCCGGGCCGGAUUGAAAAAGUAUUCGUACGCCUUCGUGUCGCUGCUAAGGAUAAAAUUACGAUGUUAAGAGGCAGACUGGAAUGAAAGAACGAAAGUAUUCCUACAGCAUCAUCCUGUUGCUAUAAAUAACACUACGUUGUUAAGCUGUAACGCUAAAAGGUACUUGUACGUCACACGUUUGCUUUUAUUACAUUAUUUAACUUGUUACGACGCGAUAUUUAAACUGUUUAGGAAUCUUAAAAAUAUAUAGCUCGUAAUAUUGAUUUAAAGAAUACGUGAGAUACAUACAUACAUACAUGUAGGACCGCAUUCUCAUUUAAAAGUUACUUAUAGCGAUGACGUGCGAAUACUGUUUGUCUCAUUGUAUAGUGAAUUUGUUUAAGGCGAAUUAUUGAGUAUAUUGCAGCUAAUUAUGUGAACCCUAAACGGUAUACAUAUAUAAGCGGGGUCUGACAGACCGUUUUUCAUUGCAACUCGUUAAAGAAAUUUUAUAGCGCUAUUAUUAUUUGUUUGUAUUUAUAAAGUUUAAUAUAAAUGAAUAAAAUCUAAUUUCCACAUGUAGAAGUCGGAUAUAUUUUAUUUUUAUAUAACUAUUUAUUAUUGCAUAAUCUAUGCAGCGUCCGUCGGCCCCCUUUGUAUUAUUACGUAAGUAAAGUAAAAUUAUGCUGUUUAGGGUGCAACAAUCUUCAACAAAUAUCAUAUAUUUAACCCAUUAUAAUUGUAAAACAUGAGUUUAUAAUUGUACAUAAUAUUACAAUUGUAAUAAUGAGAUAAUGAUUUUGUUCGUUAUCUUUAGAAAUUCCAAUUUAUUUUUCAUGAAUAUUUAAUUGUCGAUUUAUAUUUCUUUUAAUAGCAAUUUAUUAAAAUAAUUAUACUCUCUGUAUAUUUAUAUACAUAUUUAAUGUAAUAUGAUUUUAUGUAAAAUCAUGCAACAAUGUUAUUUUUAAUGGGUUAAAUAUAUCAAUAUCAAAGUUGCGUAAAUCUGCAGCUUAAAUAUCUAGCGGUCGCGAAAGUGUUAACGAUAUUGUUGUAAAUUCUUUAUAUAUUGAUUUAUAUUGUAUAUUUAUUUAUCUCUAUUUUUCCGAUUUUCGAUAUUGAAUACCAAGAUUAUUAAUUCCAUAUACUGAAACAACGAUUAAACAAUGGUAAUUCGCAUUUUUCAAAUAUAUGAUGUCUUACAUGUCAACUAAUGGCAUAAUAAUAACUUACAACAUAUUAGUUUAUCAAAGUUAAAAAAUUAGAUUGUUAAUUUUAAAAGUAAGAUCUAAUUUUGGUGCAAGCAUCUUUGAUCUUCCAAGUAUUUCAAGUUUUUUUUUUAUUUUUAUCACAUUUUUCAUGUUUUGCAUUAUUGAUAUUAAUUAUGAGAAAGUUUUCCAAACUUCGAAUCUUUAAAUUGCAAGAUCAUUAUAGAAAGUAGAAAGCCAGCGAAUGUUAAUUUAAAGCUCAACUGGUUGAAAUAUUAUGAAUAAUUAUGAUUACAUUCGCGAAGUGAAAUUACCGUAAAACUUUCACAAUUGUUAUUUUAUUGUUGAUUUCAAAACAUUUUACUUAUUAUGGAAAGCGCAACGUUAUUUCCAAAUAGUUUUAGAAUAAGAUGAAAUUAUAAUUCUAAUUACGAUAUAAUAUCGCAAUUAGACGCGCGGAAAAUAACUCUCGGAUGCAUAUAUGCGAAAUCUCAACUUUAUACUAGUUAUAAACGUUUCUAUAGACUCUGAUUUAUAGCCAAAAAUUGCAUUCAGUAGAUAUUGUAUUCACCUAUUACAUUAUUUUUCAAAUAAGCCUUUGAUAUUAAUUGAAAAUACUUUAUACGAGACAGUGAGAAGUUCUCAAUUUUUUGUGAAAAGUGAAACUAUCUAGCAUCACAAAAUGGCAGCUUUAAUAUUAUUUCAUUAGUUCUAAAUACCAACUCCGUCUAUCUACAGUACUGUCAUAAUAUUUCCUCCGGCAAAUAAAAAACGCGGAACGUUCUCUUUUGAGAUUCUCUUUUGAGUAAAAUUAAUUAUAUAAUAUCUUAAAUAUAAUAUACGACAUUAACGUUAACACGAUUGAUAUUAAAUCAAGUCUGACUUUUAGCAAUAAUUUACAUCUUAUAUUGUCUCUCUUGAAAAGCAGGAUAAUUUUGAUACACGUGCAGCGGAAAGCUAUCAUCACAAAUACUCUUACAUUAAUCUCCCUGUCAUCAAGGCAAAAUUAAUUUGCAGAUAAUAUUUUUUUCAUUAUUUCCAAUGAGAUUAGAAUGAGCUCACGCUUGGCAUAGUGUUUCUUCUAAGUUACAUAGAAAAAGGAUUAUCUAAUAUGCAUCCGAGAGCGCUGGGUCGGAGCGAUCGAAGAUGGAUCGACAAGAGCGAUGGCGAAUCAGUUACGGUGCGCCGACUGACACGCUUUCGGACGGUCGCAUAUACUUAUAGCGAAAAAUUAAGAGAAUGCAUAUUAUUCUGCCGAUUAACGAGUAAGUGCGUAGGAUUCGUUUAAUUGUAGAUCGAACACGUACACAGCCACGUUACGCGCGAGUGCAAAAUGCAUACCAUCUACGACCCUUCUUCGCUCACAUCUCUAUCCCCUUUACUCAAGAGUAACAUACACAUACGCACACGGAUACAUACACGUUAUACAUACGUACAUGUACAUCCACAGCGGCACACACAUAUACACAUAUACACCGACACGCACACGAAAUUACACACCCAUACACGCGUACAAUAAGGCGCAACACGUACACGCGCACGCACGUUGCAAUUAGACGUUAUUAUCGCAAUUUGGAGUUAAAUUUUAUAAUAUAUAAUAUAUAAAAAAUAUAUAUAAUAAAUAAAAGUUGACGGAUAAUAUAGAGUUAUAUUAAAUAUCUAAACGAAGGUGCUCGUGUGUUUCUCGUAUGUGAAUAUAUUGUUCCUUUCGUUGCGCAAUCACAAUCAAGAUUUUCCUUCUUGCAAUCAUCCCGAAAAUAACUUAAAUAAAUUGAUUCCCUCAUUUUUACUAUAUUAUAGCGUAAUAUAGUAAUAAACUAUUUUACUCAUGUACAUCUUAAUAAACAUAAUUCACCGUU
Messenger RNA from Ooceraea biroi (clonal raider ant), 14289 nucleotides. RefSeq names its product nuclear hormone receptor 3 ROR-beta (gene Hr3). Gene Ontology annotation, cellular component: nucleus. The record is from RefSeq and is a predicted model, not a curated record. Lineage: Eukaryota; Metazoa; Arthropoda; Insecta; Hymenoptera; Formicidae. Gene Ontology annotation, molecular function: RNA polymerase II cis-regulatory region sequence-specific DNA binding; zinc ion binding; nuclear receptor activity. Gene Ontology annotation, biological process: regulation of transcription by RNA polymerase II.